UUUUCUGUUACGAGAAUGACUACUAUCAUCGAGAAUUACAUUCAUAGAUUAAGCUUGAAGUACCGCUACUUGAACGUAACUUCUGGUUUUGAUCACUUUUUUGUGGCAUGUCAUGAGAAUUGUGUAAGAGCUAGUAAAAAAGUAUCUCUUCUCAUGAACAACGCGAUUCGAGUUUUUUGUUCACCAUAUGAUGAAUCUGGAUAUAUUCCGGCUAAAGAUGUCUUACUCCCCCAAGUUAUGGAGCCAUUUCAUUGUGAAGAUGGUAGGAAUAAUGACUCAGAGAACAGGACAAUAUUUGGUUUGUGGGGAGGACCUACGAAUUCUUAUAUGCGACAAAAAAUGAAAGAACUUUUGGGGAAGGACCCAGAAUUUGAUCUGGGGAAAAUUUCCUACCGAGAGAAAUUCGUUAGGUCUAAGUAUUGCAUCUGUCACGGUACAGCCCAAAUCGGUACCUGCAUAGCGGACUCAAUCUAUUGUGGAUGUGUUCCUGUUAUUUUCUCUAGCUACUCAGAGUUACCAUUCAAUGAUGUUCUCGACUGGGACAAAUUUUCCGUAGUAAUUCUCAACGAGCAUGAAGUCUACGUCCUGAAGGAAAGACUAGAAUCGCUCACAGACACACAGUAUUUCUCACUGCAGGAAGGGACACACAAGGUUCAGAAGCACUUCCAGUGGAAUUCACCUCCAAAGAGAUAUGAUGCAUUUCACAUGGUGAUGUAUAAUAUCUGGCUGCGUAUAGCGUAGAAACUAGGAGUUGCCAGAAUGUGAUCCUCUGCUGCUUAUUUCUUCACACCUGAGCAGCAUCCAUCUCUGUACAGAUUGAAUAGCAGAUUACAGAUUGUACAGCAUACAAGUAGAACUGUCAUACUUUUACUAGGAAUACACUUUACAAGUUUCUUUUUGAGUUUAACAUGAUUUUUGAUAGUUGAAGAGUUAAGUCUGCUCUCUGUUGAAGCAA
Messenger RNA from Tripterygium wilfordii, 955 nucleotides. RefSeq names its product probable glycosyltransferase At3g07620. The record is from RefSeq and is a predicted model, not a curated record. NCBI's taxonomy places the organism in Eukaryota, Viridiplantae, Streptophyta, Magnoliopsida, Celastrales, Celastraceae. Gene Ontology annotation, molecular function: glycosyltransferase activity. Bases 16 to 741 code for a protein of 241 amino acids. The transcript is spliced from 4 exons.